Molecule: messenger RNA, 986 nt
Organism: Heterotrigona itama
Lineage: Eukaryota; Metazoa; Arthropoda; Insecta; Hymenoptera; Apidae
Source: the annotation of a GenBank genome assembly
AUGAAUAGUGUAUUUUAUUUGCUGAUUGAAAUCAUUUACUUGAUUUUCGUGCAUCUACUUCGUGAGACAUUUGGUAUAAAAUACUGCAUGGCAUAAUUUAAUAUACGAUUGCUUAAGUUGUAAGUUUAUUAUUAUGUUUACAUUAACCUCAAUGAUUGUUGUCAUUUUAUUUCUGAAUAAGAUUAACUGAUUGUAGUGAUCAGUGUGAAAGAAUUUAUUAUUUGAAUUUACUUACGGUAAGUGUAUCUAAUAAUAAAUUGCACUUCUUAUUCAUAAUGAUAUUUUAUGCAGAAUAUUCUAAUAAUUACCAUAACCUAUUUUCACUGUUCAGUUUUUCUGAUUUUAUCAAGUUUGUAGCAAUAUAGAAAGUUGAAACAUUUUUAUACUUUUUAUGUUACCCAAUAUAGAAAGUUGAAACAUUUUUAUAAUUUUUAUGUUACCUAGGCUACUUGAUUAUGAAUCCCGAUAUUCAGAAAAAGAUUUUCAAGUUCGAAAUGUUUGUCAAUGAUGUGUUGAAAGAGGAUCUUGCACAGUUAGAACAAAAACUGGAUGCUAAAAAUGCGGAUGUUGCAGAAUUUCUUCAGUUGAAAGCUAUGAUAACUACCUUUAAAAAUAAUGGCCUUGAUAAAAGUGGCUUUAAAACUCAAGUAGAUAUCGGACAAAAUUUCUUUAUAGAAGCACAAGUUUCAGAUGCUUCUACAAUUCUGUUGGAUAUUGGUUUAGGACAUUAUAUGGAACUUUCUAUAGACGAUGCUAUGGUUGUUAUAAACGUUCGAGUUAAACUUCUGGAACAACAGAUUAAACACUUUCGUAAGGAAAUUGCCAAAACAAAUGCUCACAUCAAAUUAAUUCUCCUGGGCAUUAGGGAGUUGCAAGGAUUUGAUGACAAAGUGUAAUUUUGUAAUUUUUUUUAUAUGUACAUAUUUCUCUGCUAAAUUUUGUACGUAUGUAUUAGAGCUUUCAAUAAAUGUUAAAUGACAUUGAAA